This is a messenger RNA of Arabidopsis thaliana (thale cress), 1392 nucleotides long. RefSeq names its product spermidine disinapoyl acyltransferase (gene SDT). Gene Ontology annotation, biological process: spermidine metabolic process. Lineage: Eukaryota; Viridiplantae; Streptophyta; Magnoliopsida; Brassicales; Brassicaceae. The record is from RefSeq and is marked reviewed. The transcript has 3 exons. Bases 1 to 1356 code for a protein of 451 amino acids. Gene Ontology annotation, molecular function: acyltransferase activity, transferring groups other than amino-acyl groups.
AUGCCGAUUCACAUAGGUUCAUCGAUCCCUUUAAUGGUCGAGAAGAUGCUCACCGAAAUGGUAAAACCCUCAAAACAUAUUCCUCAACAAACUCUUAACCUUUCAACACUUGACAAUGAUCCUUACAACGAAGUUAUUUACAAGGCAUGUUACGUUUUCAAAGCCAAGAACGUUGCUGAUGAUGAUAACCGGCCUGAAGCUUUGCUUAGGGAGGCUUUAUCCGAUCUUCUUGGGUAUUACUAUCCGCUUUCGGGGAGUUUGAAGCGGCAGGAAAGUGACCGGAAGCUUCAGUUGAGUUGUGGCGGUGAUGGAGGUGGUGUGCCGUUCACGGUAGCUACUGCAAAUGUCGAGCUCUCUUCUUUGAAGAAUCUAGAGAAUAUUGACUCGGAUACGGCCUUGAAUUUUUUGCCUGUACUUCACGUGGAUAUUGAUGGUUAUCGACCUUUUGCUUUGCAGGUAACCAAAUUUGAAUGUGGAGGAUUUAUCUUAGGGAUGGCAAUGUCACAUGCAAUGUGCGAUGGAUAUGGAGAAGGUCAUAUCAUGUGUGCCUUGACGGAUUUGGCUGGCGGGAAGAAGAAGCCGAUGGUGACACCGAUUUGGGAAAGAGAAAGACUCGUGGGGAAGCCGGAAGAUGAUCAACCUCCAUUUGUUCCCGGCGACGACACAGCUGCUUCGCCUUACUUACCAACGGAUGAUUGGGUAACUGAAAAAAUAACUAUUAGAGCCGAUAGCAUAAGAAGAUUGAAAGAAGCUACAUUGAAAGAGUACGACUUCUCUAAUGAGACAAUCACAACUUUCGAAGUUAUAGGAGCUUAUUUGUGGAAGUCAAGAGUUAAAGCUCUUAAUUUGGAUCGAGAUGGAGUCACUGUUUUGGGUUUAUCAGUAGGAAUCCGCAACGUUGUGGAUCCACCUUUGCCUGAUGGAUACUAUGGCAAUGCAUAUAUUGAUAUGUAUGUGCCAUUAACCGCAAGAGAAGUGGAAGAGUUUACGAUCUCAGAUAUCGUAAAGCUCAUAAAAGAAGCGAAGAGGAAUGCUCACGAUAAAGAUUAUCUCCAAGAAGAGCUUGCAAACACUGAAAAAAUCAUUAAGAUGAACUUAACGAUCAAAGGAAAAAAAGAUGGGUUGUUUUGUUUGACUGAUUGGAGGAAUAUUGGGAUUUUCGGAUCGAUGGAUUUCGGGUGGGAUGAGCCGGUGAAUAUCGUACCCGUGGUUCCAUCGGAGACAGCUAGGACGGUUAAUAUGUUCAUGCGACCAUCUAGGCUGGAAUCGGAUAUGGUCGGAGGGGUUCAAAUAGUGGUUACAUUGCCAAGAAUUGCAAUGGUUAAGUUCAAGGAAGAGAUGGAAGCUUUAGAGUAAAAACUUAAGUAUAUCUUCUUUUGAUUUCGAAAAUCA